Dendrobium catenatum is the source of this 3411-nucleotide messenger RNA. RefSeq lists its product as uncharacterized. The record is from RefSeq and is a predicted model, not a curated record. Bases 1 to 3411 code for a protein of 1136 amino acids. Gene Ontology annotation, molecular function: catalytic activity. NCBI's taxonomy places the organism in Eukaryota, Viridiplantae, Streptophyta, Magnoliopsida, Asparagales, Orchidaceae. The transcript has 5 exons.
AUGCCCACUCAUAAGCAGAGCAGGAUGGAGUUCAAGCAGAGGCUGCCAUUCACGGCUGGUAUAAGAAUGGUUAACAGAGCCAAUGCUCUGAAGGAGCUUAAUCAAUUGGGACCUAUGGUGGAGGCGCCCAGGAAAAGGAAGAAGGAGAUGGGUGCCCGGAUGAAGCAGAUUGGGUAUUACCUGCGUAGCCUCAUUGGCAAUAAUGAGGUGAUGUUUGUUGGCUUAGUUGAAACUAUGAUAGAAGACAUUUCCAGGUCAGAUGUUGAUAGACUCAUUGGUCCCAAUUGGGAGUUUUUCCAUUAUCCAGCUGAGGGAAGAUCUGGUGGAUUGUUGGUGAUGUGGAGACGGGAUACUACCCAAUUUGAGGUUGUUUUGACUAUGAACCAAGCUAUUGUUGGCCAUUUGGUGUUGCUCAAUCUUCAGAAGUGGGGAAUUGUGCUUGUAUAUGCCAGCAAGAGCUAUCAUAGCCGCAGGAUGUUAUGGAGUACCAUUGGCGCUAGCCUUGAUGCUGAGUUACCAAUGAUUGUUGGUGGAGAUUUCAAUUGUUACCUUGAUCAAAGUGAGAAGAAGGGAGGUAGAAAGUAUAGCUAUUCGGUGGGUGCUCAGGAAAUGGCAGACUUCCUUCUUGAAAAUGAUUUACAUGACUUGGGAUUUAUGGGUCCUAAAUUUACAUGUACUAAUAAUAAAACUGGCAACAAUAAGAUAUGGGUUAGACUAGACAGAGUUUUAAUGAACUCUGAAGGCCUUAGACUUGCCCCAUUGGCCACAGUUAAGCAUUUGUUGAGAAUUGCUUCUGAUCAUUGUCCAUUGUUGCUGAAUCUGAUGUCUAAUCCUCCAAAAUCUGGGAGUAGAUGGUAUAGAUUUGAAGAUAUUUGGAUGUCUCAUCCAGUUACUUGGAAGCUGGUAUGGAAGGAAUGGAACAAAACUGAUUAUGGGCAGCCAGCUGAUGUGCUAAAUCGUAAGUGUUCCAGAACACUUAGAGCUUUGUUUUUCUGGAGCAGAAACCGGUUAAAGGAGCUGGGGAAUUUGAAAAAUUCGUUGGAGGUAAGAUUGGGAGAACUUCAAGAACUUGAAUGCUCAAAUGCUGGAUUAAAUGAAGCACAGGAGCAGGAAAUGAGGAGAAAGGCUUUUAAAUUGAAUACCACAUUAGCCCGCAUUACAACUUGGUGGAGACAGAGAGCGAAGGCGAGAUGGAUUGAGGAGGGAGAUGCCAAUUCUCAUUUCUUUCAUUCCUUUGCCUCGGCACGUAGGAGGGGGAACAGAAUUCUGGAGGUCCAGAAGCCGAAUGGAGAUAGGAGUGGUGAUCCAGCUCUUAUACAGGAGGAGUUCAUAAAGUUUUUUAUGCUCAAAUGGGAAGAGAGGCAGAUUGUGUGUGAUAAUUGGCUAAGCUUUCAUAGUGAAGACAAGAUUCCUGAUCAGGUGAAUGAGAUUCUGGAGGCUGAAAUCACGGAGCAGGAGGUUCAACAAGCUGUCUUCAGCAUGGGGAACAAUCGUGCACCGGGUAUGGAUGGUAUUACAUCUUCAUUCCCAAAAUUUUAUUGGGAAAUUGUUAAAUGUGAGGUGACUCGUGCUAAUAUUCAUUUCUUUUGCACUAACUCUAUGUGUGAAAGUUGGAAGGAUACUUUAGUGGUUCUUAUACCCAAGGUUGUAAAUGCAUUUGUGCCGGCUAAGUUUCGACCAAUUAGCCUUUGCCAAUCCUUUUAUAAGGUUGUGGCAAAGAUUUUGAUUAAUAGGCUCAAACCAGUGCUGGGCAGCAUUGUCAGUGAGGAGCAAGGGGCCUUUGUUCCAGGGAGGUCUAUUUCCAACCAUGGCCUUAUUGCUCAGGAGUUGAUGAACAAGUUCCAGUUCUCUGUGAAGAAAUCCGGGAUGAUGGCUUUGAAGAUAGAUAUGGAGCAGGCAUAUGAUUAUGAUAACCUCAUUUUUGCUGAAGCCAGCAGGAGGAAUGCCAAUUGUAUCAUUAUUCUUUUGGGAGACUAUUUUGACUGGACUGGACAGAAGAUUAACGGUGGGAAAUCAGCUGUUCUCUUCUGCAAGAGCUGUCCCAACUGGAAGAAGCGUAUGAUUGCCAAGCUAAUGGGGUAUAGAAAGAAGACCAAUAUAUGGGGGGAGAAGCAUCUAUCGUUUGCUGGAAGAGCUUUGCUAAUUCGUACAUCAUUACUUAGUAUUCCUAUGUACUUGAUGACUAAUAAUUCAGUUCCUAAGGGGAUCCUCCAAUCUAUUGAGAAACUUGGCAGAAUCUUUUUAUGGCAGAAGGAUUCUAAUAGUAGGGGAAUGCAUUAUGUUGAAUGGAAGGAGUUAUGCCAACCCAUGGACCAUGGGGGUCUUGGAUUUCACGGGUUAGACAAUUGGCAGGGAGCUCUGCGUGCUAGGCUGGAGUGGCAAGUGAUUAGUACUCCAAAUUUACUGCUGCAUAAGGUUCUUAGAGGGAAAUAUGGUAUGGAGCUUUGGAAUGACACGCAGGUUUAUGAAGCCUCUACUACUUGGAAGGUGAUUCAUGAUGGUGCUAAGGCUCUUAGAACUAUCAUCAGGUGGAACAUUGGGGAUGGCCAAAGCAUUGAUGUGAUGCAGGACUGCUGGAUACUCGAUCGGAGGAUAGAUGAUUGGCCGACCUUUGUUAAUGUUAAUGAGCUGGAGAAGGUCAGGGUGAAUUGGUUGCUUGAUGAAUCUGCUAGGUGGAAUGAGGAGAGGGUGACAAAUUGUUUUGGUAAUGUAAUGGCUGAGAGGAUCAUGUCUAUUGCUACCAAUGGGAAUGAGGGAAAUGAUGCUCCUGAACUUAUUCACUCUCGGAUGAGCAUGACUCUGACUGCAAUGGCAUAUAAAGCUAAGAUGGGAGAAGGUGAAUACAGUUAUUCAUGGAUGAGGAAAUUGAAGUUACACCCACGGGAAGGCUUUUUUUGGUGGCGUCUUCUUAGGAAUGCGAUUCCUACUAAUCAGUGGCUUUUUUAUAGAGGAUUAUCAACCAACUCUCUCUGCCCGUGGGGAUGUCAGGUUGAUGAAAGCCUGGACCAUUGUACAGCUCUCUGUAAUAAGUUGAAAGAGGUGCUUAACAUUUUGAGGAAAUGGGGGUUUCCCAUGCCUUCGGUUUAUUCUUUGACAGAAUUAAUGCAGGAGAUACAUGUUAAUGGGGAAAUCAAUCCAAGCCUAGGACGAAUAUAUUGCUAUACUAUUUAUCAGUGCUCCCCCCCUCCAGGAUGGCUGAAAUUUAAUGUUGAUGCUGCAGUGAAACCUUCUAAUAUGGCUGGAAUUGGAAUUGUGGUGAGGAACUUUGAGGGAGCAUUGAUCGUUGCUGCUGGUAAAACAUUUGAGUAUUGGGAUGCUUUUCAAGCUGAGGUAAGUGCUGCAGCUGCUAUCAGUAAGGUUCACAUGGAUUGGAUGUUUGAUUUAGAUGGUAUCAUUAUAGAAGGAGAUUGA